GACACUAAACAUUUAUGUUGGCACUCUAUGCGACUUUACUUUGUUCACAGCAUUGUGCAAAAACAAAUAACAUGACUUACUUAAAACAACCAUAAGAAACACUGUUUGGGUAAAACUCUCUACAACCAUAAGCAUCAGAGUAACGUUUUUUAGAGGUUCACCUGAGAGAAACAGUUCAGAUGGGAGACAAGUAAACAUUUAAACGCAUGCCACUCUGGAGAAUCAGGUUUUAUUCUGGAUAAAAAUUAAGUUGGAGAUAACGAGAGUGUCAGGCUCAGGUUUCACUCUAUGAGGGUCUACAUUCAUAAAAAGUACACUAAUAACAUUGUGUACUUAUCUUUUAGACUGCUAUGAACAAAUUCGAACUGCAAAGAGCAAAUGCACUAAAAUGUGAAACAUUCGAUGUGUGAUACUUGUUCACCUUACUAAUUUACAGUGAACAUACAACUACAGUAAAGUGUAGCUACACUGUAGAUUUCAAAAGACUGUGCAAAUAUUAUGUAGUGCUGGGUUAAGCAUUUUCAGGGAGAAUCACCAAAUAUCACCAUUCUGAGUAAGUGACAGGCUUUUGCAGUUUAUUUUGUUUCCAUAAAUGAUACAUUUAUAUCUUUAUGUAUUUAACAUUUUUUCUCUCCUAACUUAAGUCAAUAAAGGAGCACCUGAUGCAGGUAGCCCUCUAUUUUUCUUUAACAUAAAAAGUACUCCUGGAUCAGAACUUCUGCAACUUUGUGUAUUUGCUAUUUCUUCCUGCAGUUGGUCGUGGCACAUUGAGCCAGGUGCUGGUUCUGCUGGAGGUUUUUUCCUGCUAAAGGGGAAUGAGUUUUUCUAUCCACUGUCCUUGCAUAAAUGCCCACUAUGAGGGAUUGUUGCAAAGUCAAAGACUUAAUGCAGUCUGCAGGUUUUCCUUAGAUGCAAAACUUUUUUAAUUAGAAUAAUAAACUAAACGUGGCUACAUUGUUUGAUAAAUGGGAACAAAUUGAAAGAGAUUGAACUGAUUUUGAAUCUUAUUGUAUGAUAGAUUCAACUGGCUAAAGAAACAUACUGAGAACAAAGUAGAAAAUGUAAAGCUAAAAGCAGAUUUCUGAAGAAGCUUAUUUUUUAUUAUGAAAGAUAACUCAAUAAACUGUUUACAGUAUUGUCAUUUAACUUCAAAUAUUUAUAAAAUCUAAAUGGAGGCGACUACCGACACCAGCUUGUGUCAUGUCCUAGACAGAACAUGGUUAUAUCUCUGGUUCCUUUUAGGAUUUCACAUGCGCUGAGACGGAAUGUCUGGCGUGCUCCGGUGUCACUGGAGUCUGUCUGGCUGGACGCAGAGCUUUGUGCACAGCACCAUCUCUGGGUGAAGGAAGCAGAAGUCCUCAGUGGCCCCAGCUGCGCUGCCAGCUUUGUGUCAGACACCAAAUGUAAGCUUAAACCCGCCGCUACAGACAUGAAGACAAAGAGAAGAUGCACCCAAAAGCUGGCAGCGAGUGGGCAAGUGAUAGAUCUGCUCCAAAAAGGCAAGCAAAACAUCCUGAAAACGCAGGACGAAACCAGAUAUGUUGAUUUGGAGUCCGAGGACGAGAAGGUCUGUCGCUUUGGUCAGAGGAGCCAAGUGUCUGUCAUUGCUAAAAACGGUGGAUUUGAAGCAGUUUGUGCGUCGGAGCCAAACUCUGACCUGAAGGAGAUGCACAGCAAGGAGGGAGGAGAAAGCACCAGAGGUGAGAAAUGCAUGAAAGUUGUGAGAAAUCUCCCCUCUCCAUCAUCCUCACCUUGCCUGAAAAAAACUGAGACUAGCCUACAAAUAGGAGAGAAAAGUGGUGAGAGCACAUUUACGUACACCACCAUGUCCAAAGGCAUGGGCAGCAAGGCAGACCGCGAGGAGGAAUCCCACAGCACCAACAGCUAUCUGAGUGGGAGAAGUGAGUGUGAGGACUGUGAGGAGGUAGAUAAUGUCAGCCUGGUGCUCUCUGAUGAAUCCGCUCUGUCCUUAACCGAGGAUCAUUACAUUACCACGCACGAGAUUCAGCUCUCGGAGUUCUCUGACCAUGAAGGGGACUACGACCUGGGCGUGGGCUCCUCCACUAGCUGGGACAUUGAAGAUGAGAACCAGGUGUACCCAUUCAUAGGCUACUCCUUUGCGGGUGAGACAGGGGCUUGUGGGGCGCCCUGCUCCAAGGGCGCUGCAGCAGUAGCAGCAGCGGUCAGCACUCUGCUUGAAAGUGAUCUGAGCGAUGCGGCCAAGUUCUGCAGCUCAGAUGAUCCCGAACAGAAGCAGGGUGAAGGACAGAUCCACAUGUCAAUCAGAACCACAUCCCGAGCUAUAAAUGACCCUGGCAGCAUCCAAGAGGAGGAAAAUAUCCUUUGUCAUGCCAGGCGCUCCGGAGACAUGAGACGCUAUGUUUUUAGGGGAGUGGAUGGGAAGGCAGAGACCUUGUGUGACAGUGCGAAGUGUUUCAUAGCCGCGCCCGGACGCCCGCACUUUGGCGGCAGAUUGAGGGGGAAAGAGGUCACAGAGUAUUCCAGCGGCACGUCCAGCGCUGUCAGCGAGCUGGACGACGCUGACAAGGAGGUGCGCAACCUCACAGCCAAAGCCUUCAAGAGCUUGGCCUACCCUUACUUUGAAGCCAUCAAUUUCAGCACCUCCAGUGAGUCCUCUGCAUCAGAGCAUGGCCGGAGGAAAAACACGUGGUCCACAUUUCUGGAUCUGAAAUAUGGCAACGUGAACAUGUCUCAGGGACUGGACCAAAGUGUGAUUUCCUGUCAAAACCCUGCGGCCUCAUAUGAAAUAGGCAAAAACAGCGACAACAGAGGUUAUAAGGGCACCAUUAAGCCCACAACUAAGAUCUUUGCUCUGAAAGCCAACCCCCGCAGCACCUCGUCAUCAAAGCAGAUCCAGCUCAUGGGAAAGUUUGGGCAGGGCCACAGCGGAGUGAUCAGACUCACAGAGACUCUGAAUUUUUGUUGCAAUGUCAAAUCGGGAAUGUCUGGGGAAGAAAGGCGCACUAACUUUGCGCAAAACGCAGCAGGAUCAUGUUCCACGGAUGAUAUUACCAAGAGCCUGCAGAGCAGCCAGCAGAGAGGGGCCAGCAAGCUGCCCUCUAAAACCAUGGAAGACACGCAUAAGAAAGCCAUAUUCGCCUCCAGUUUGUUAAAAAAUGUUCUUUCUAAGAAGAUGCAGUUUGAGCAGGAGCGCAGGAUGGAGAGGGGGGAGAUCAGCGAGCCACACCAGGCGCCGUCCCCGGGCUUUGUGCUGCAGGAGAGCAACAAUAAGUGGAAGGGGAACAGGGAGCUGGAGAGGCAGAGCUCCAAGUUCUCUGAGAGGGGCUGUGACUAUGCCAUAAUGUGCGUGGAUGAAUUAGGGGACUUUGUGGACAGCGGCUCAUGUGAUAGUAAGAGGCAAGACGCGUGUGCUCCCGCAACAGAAACUAAUUUAAACUCGGCCAAUGAAGCUGGGAUUGAUACUAAAAAAGGCGCAUUGCAUCGCAGCCAAAAUAGCGCGUUCAGAUGCUGGAAGGACGAGGAGCUAGAGUUUCAAAAGGAUCAUAAAAACCAUCAAACUCUGCUGGACAAGCUGCCUCCAGUUGAUGACAAAGAGAGUGAGUGGGAUCCGUUCUCUGCAAGCUGCGGUAAACUGACUAAAAUGUCUCAUUUGUUUGUGCCAAGUAUCCAACUACUGCCCAGUGACAGAGAGGUGCGCCCGCAGCUGCAGAGAGGAGCUUAUUCCUGGAAUGGAAGCAACACUUUAUACAUCACAGACUCCAGGAGCUCAAAAUCAUCCAAAUCACCGGAAAUUAAAAUCAACCUAAGAAGCGUUAAAGAUAAUAAAAUGGAAGAGUUUGGAGGCUCCAAGCUGCGCGCCUCGAAUAUCACCGCUAGCCCAUCAAGUCUGAUCAGAAAAGAGGACUUCAAAUGCCAAACCCUGGCUGCAGCUCUGAAGGGUGAGUCCUCAGAUAAAAUUCCGCACUUUAUGGUUCGAGACAUCAGAGAUAAUAAAGGGAAGUUACAAACUCCCAUACACCAAGUCAGAGAUGUGCGUAAGCUGGUUAAAAGUUCCUACCACUUAGUUUCCUUGGAUAAGAACAAAAAUAAAUCAAAUUCCUUUAGCUCUGAAAUUCAUUCAGAGCAAAAGAAGCAGAUGCAAAACAGUAAUCCUAACUGUGUGUCCCCCAUGGUGAUAAAAUGUCAGUCUGUAAAUACUAACAAUGUAGAAAAACCUACCGGAAACCUUAAACAGGAGCAGUCUGACACAUGCAGAUCGUCUCCAGAGGGUGUAAAGAGUGCUCCACCCCAGAAGGCAUCAGGGAGAGCAGCAAAUACCUCGAACAGCUCAGAGGGAAACACUGGGAUGAGCAAUGAGGGCAAAACAGGUGCAACAAGGCAAGAAACGGUGUCAGAGACGGCAGAAAAUAAACCGGAGUCAAAAGUCACAAAUCAGGUGGCCUUGGAGAAACUCCAGGCUGCAGUGAAAACUAUGGAGCAACUUUAUGUGUUUGAUAAAAAUGAGUGGAGGAGAAAGAGUGAGCCUGAGCGUCUGACGGACAGCCAUGUGUUGUCACUCAUAGCUAGUGAAGAGCAGCAAGAGUCUGAGGAAAGAGGAGGGAGAGGGUUCAAUACAGACAAAGCAGUCAGAAGAGAUUCCUACCCAAAUAUAGACAAGACCCACCCGGCAUUAUCAGCGCCCUCCAGCACUGACAGCUCCCUAAGGUGGCUAGAUAAAGACCUACUUAAAGUGCUUCAGUCAUCCAAUAGCCAUGAUGAAAGGUUGGUCACUAAGUCAGUCCAAACAGUUGGCACCAUAGGGAGCAAGAGCAUGUCCAGCUUUAGCUCCAAAUCCAAGGCCUACACAGCUGCUGAUGUUCCUCAAUCAAACACCGCCCCACACACACCUUUCAGUGGCAAAAGCUUUGCACCAAAGUCUCCUAAAUUGCCUGUGUCAUUCAAAACCAGUCAGACAGGAGUUUGUGGGAAGAAAGAUGCUGAACCGAGGGGAGUGAACCGAUUUGAGCAUCAGUUUUCAGGUGCAUCGGUUGACAAUGAGAACUACCUAACCAUCCCAGUCAAAUUUCAGCCCAACAACAGUAAAAUGGCCGCAACUACAGAUAAAACCUCAAAGACUCUUCACCAUCAAUCACUGCCAACCCCUCCUGCAGUACAUGAAGACUGUACCUCUAGAGUCCAGGAGGACUACGGUCAGAGAACAAAACGUUCCAGUAUUGUAAUGGAGACCCAUUCACCAGAGAUCCCCUCUGCUACUAUUUAUCACUCCCUACCAAUGGCUGUGUCUGCCAAUCAGCCACAAAUGUAUUGUUUUUCCCCAGCAAUCACUCCAGCCCCCACCCUGGACCCCUUUCAGGCGACACAGAGGAAAAUGCUGCUAGAUCCCACCACUGGAAACUACUACCUGGUGGACACGCUGGUGUCCCCAGCCACAAAACGUCUUUUUGACCCAGAAACACGCCAGUAUGUGGAUGUACCCAUGCCACAGCCUCCGGUGACACCAGUACCAAUGCCUAUAUCGCCGCUAGCGCUCAGUCCUGGAGCAUAUGGUCAUACCUACAUGAUCUACCCAGGCUUCAUGCCAACCCCUUCAGUGAUACCUCCUCGAACGCUGGUACAGUCACAGAUGUCCGUGCCAUCAGAGGUAGAGGGUGUAGAGAAGUCUUCCUCACAGCAGUCUGAAGGAAUGUACAUGGAGAGUCCUUUCUAUAUGGCAACUACGAAGCCUCCCCAGGCAGCUUCAGGGGCUCAACAGCAUGGCGCCUCCAACAGGCUACCGCAUGGAUGUUCCAGCAUGAACCAGCCAGUCAUCAGCAUCAGCUCCCAGCAAGGGCCAAGGAUCAUUGCCCCACCCUCGUUUGAUGGGACCACCAUGAGUUUUGUGGUAGAGCACAGAUGAGUCGCUAAGCUGGACAGGGGCCCUUGAUGAUCCUGGUUCCAAUGUGAGGUCCAGAUAGAGAGUUCUUUGGAGGUAAAAAGGUUGCGGUGGAGGGCGGACAGAUAAAUUCAUGAGAGGAGAGGUGAGGAGCAAUCCGACUGCCAGUGUGAAUCCAGGAACUUGUCAAUGAUUCUUCAGCAAAGGCGAAGAGAGACUCGGGCAACCAAUGGGUAAAAUCUGCGGCGUCAUGAGGGGGAAACCAGAAGGCCAGGAACUCGGGCUACGCAGUGGGUAAAAUCUAAAGUGCCAUGAGGAAACACCUGAGAGAGAUGCAACAGGGAAAACUUACUUGAAACAGUCUCAGAGAAACUUCAAAGAGCGGAUUCAGAGGGGUGCUGAAUACCAUAACUGGCAAACACCAGGUGUAGAAGUGCCAAACACCAGGUGUAGAAGUGCUGGUAGUCCGUACCUCAUAUACUCCUAGGUGAUGAGGUGAUUGAUCACAGGUGUUCUGACUCAGUCAGCAGGCACGCCCUCCAGGUAGUGCAGCCUCGAGGCACCAUCUAGUGGAUGAUGAGGGAAGCAAGCAGACAAACAGAAAACCCCCACAAAGAGCCAAAACCCCAGUUCCCAACAGUACCCCCCCACCACCACCUGGCGGCCCAGACGAACGGUAAUCGGUGAACAGGGAAGAGUCAAGAAUAAAUGAUCCAGGGACCCAAGAGCGCUCCUCCGGGCCGCAGCCCUCCCAGUUGACGAGGAACUGCCAACCACGACCUCGUUGAUGGGAGUCCAUGAUCCAGCGGACGGAGAAAGCUAGAUGCCCAUCGACAUCUCAGGAGGGAGGAGGGGAUUGGAAGGAGGGCACAUUGUGCUGGUCUGAACAGUUUCCCAAGUUAAACAACUUGGGAAACGUGGAAUGGACACAGAGUGAUAAUGGAAGAAAGUGACGGACUGAUGACCUUUUCGACUUUGUAGGGAUUGAUGAACCUGGUUGAGAGUUUCGUGGACAUGGAUUUAAGGGGAAUGUCAUGUGCAGAAAGCCAAACCUUUUGUCCGGGUGAAUACUGUGGAGCAGGCGUUCUCUUACGGUCAGCAAAGCAUUGGUUCUGUUCUGUGGUGUUGAACUGAAGUUAUGGAGUUUUCUUUUUCAUCUGAGGGGAACAGUCUGCAUGAAAACAAAAGCACAUGGAUGGUUCUUAUUGUCAGAGUCAGAAAAUUGAGAUAGAAUGAUGAGGGGUUUUGAAAGCUGUCUUACAUUUAUCCCCCUGGCGGAUGCGGAGAAGAUGGUAUGCGUUCCUUAAAUCUAGUUUAGUGAAUCCUGUUGCACCAUGAGCUGGUUCGAAUGCUGAAGAGAGAAGAGGGAGAAGAUAUUUAUUUUUAACAGUGAUCUGAUUUUAACCUCUGUAGUCAAUGCACGGCCUCAGUGAUCCAUCCUUCUUCCCCACAAAGAAAAAUCCGGCACCCAGGGGAGAGGAAGAGGGACGAAUAAUGCCGGCAGCCAAUGAGUCCAUUGUCUCCCAUUUGGGUCGUGAAAUGUUGUACAGUAGUAGUAGGUAGGUAGUGGUGCUCCAGGGAGAAGACCUAUUGCAAAGUCAUAGGGAUGAUGAGGUGGAAGAGAGAGUGCUUUGACUUGCUAAAAACAGGUGCUAAAUCAUGAUAUUCUGCUGGAAUGGUGGAUAAGUCGGGAGGGUCUGCUUCCUGUGAUUUCGCCAGUGGCGGACCUGGAGGAACUGCUGAGCAGAGACAGGUGGAAUGACAGUUAUGUGACAAAGAUUCAAUAUGCAUUUCUGACCAGUUGUCAGAAAUGCAUAUUGUGGGGUUGUGUUGUUGUAACCAUUCAAAACCAAGGAUUAUGAAUGAGUUUGCUGUGGGAAAAACAAAAAAAGAAAUUUGUGUGCUGUGAUUACCACAUAUGAAUUCAAAGGUUCAUUAAGGGCUUGAAAAUAAGCAAAGGUUUUGUCUUGUGAGUAAUCUGAGGUAGUGCUUUACCAUCCAAGGCGGAGAGGCAUGGGAAGUGGCAUGGUUUCGAUGGACAUCUGUUGGAUUAAACUGGAAUCAAAUUAGAUUGUGUUCGCAACCGGAAUCAAGAAGCUGCGGCUUUAAUUCUCAAGUUUAUGGCAAAAUCUGCCACAGAUCUCUGUCCUUGUUUGAUUGUCCAUAAUUCUCGGGAGUAGGAUGUUUUAUCUGAUUCUUGAUGAAAUACUUGUUUAAAUUCUAUCAAAAAGUAUCCGAAUGUGCAACCAAAUGAGCAGGUGAAUGAAACUUCUGCCCAGACUAAUGCCCAUUAGACUUCUGGCCAGUCUGAUGCUCGGUCAGUUAAAAGUGAAAUUAUGAAAGCUAUUUUUGCACCAUCAUGGGAGAAACUUCGAGGGGAAUGAUUGAAAACUAGUGAGCACUGUAGAUGGAAACUUUUACAAUGGUUUAUAUCACCUGAAAAUUUGUUUGGAGUUGGUGGACGGAUUUCAGAAAAUGUGGAGUGGCCAGUGGUUCAGGACUGGAAGCGGAGGCUGGAGCUGGAGCGGAGGUCUGUUGGAGAGAGCUUUGUAAAAAGUUAGACAACUCUUCAAGACGUCGAUUUGUUUCAGCUUGGCUGGAACCCAGGUCUCGUAAAACAGUAUCAUGGGUUUGAAUGAGUGAAUGUUGUUCUGCCAAAGUUCUCCUGAGAGCAUCUGUGGGGUUUGACUGUUGGCCUGAGUGUUCUGUUAUGUUGGGUUGAAGUCUUUUAACCCACAUACGGAACUCAGCCAGGAGAACAGGAAAUCAGAUAAAGUUUAUUUUAACAAUGGUGAAAUAUGAGAUUGUGUGGUUCUUGUUCUGUGGAUAGGAAGCCAUCCAUAGAAUAUAGAAGAUAGUGCUGAAGUACUGUCUUCAACACUAUGAAAACAGUAGGAGAGAUAUGGUGAGUUGAAGGUUAAUCACAUGGGUUGAAUUCUGAGGGAGUGGAAUGAUCUUACUUGGAGAAUUUCCGCCAGGGGGGAAUUACUGUGAUCUCCGGGGUUGUGGUCUCAUUGCAGGGGUCCUUGAUGAUCCUGGUCCCAGUGUGACAUCCAGACGGACAGUUCUGUGGAGGUAGAUGGAAGAGGCUGCGGUGAAGGGCGGUCAGGUAAGUUCUUCAGAGAAGAGGUUUGGAGCAAUCUGACUGCCAGCGUGAAUCCAGGAACUUGUCAGUGACUCUUCAGCAAAGGGGGAGAGGGACUUGGCAACCAGUGGGUAAAAUCCACAGCAUCAUGAGGGGGAAACCAGAAGGCCAGGAACUCGGGCUACACAGUGGGUAAAAUCCAAGGCGUCACGAGGAAACACUUGAGAGAGAGGUGACAGGGAAAAAUUACUUAAAAUAAUCUCAGAGAAACUUCAAAGAGCCGACUCAGAGGAGUGCUGAGUACCAUAACUGGCAAACAUUUAGGCAUCAAAGUGCUGACAGUCCAGUCCUCAUAUACUCCAAGGUGAUGAGGUGAUUGAUCACAAGUGUACCGACUCAUUCAGCAGGUACACCCUCCAGGUAGUGCAGCCACUAGGCACUGGACAGGUGAGUACUUCACCUUUAUUAUUAUUUUUGCCUCUGGAAGAACUGGAAACCACAGUUCACCAUAACUAUUUGUUAAGGUAGCAAAUAGGUAACAAAAAGGCAGAUUGUCCUGGCCUUAUGGACAGGGUCUUUUAAUCUGAGGGACAUGGAUGUUUUUUUUUUUUUAUUUAUUAGUUUCUCUCUUUCUUUUGGAAAGAUAAUAAAUCUAAGCAUAAAAAUAACUAAAUCAGCCACCUCAGUGGAUGAUGAGGGAAGCAGGAGACAAACACAAAAUCCCCACAAAGAGCCAAAACCCCAGUUCCCAACAAAAAUGUGUAAAAAUUCUUGUUAAGAUUGCAGGUUUCUGUAAUGUAAAAAAUUAAGACACUAAAAAAUGUCAGAGCUUUUCCCAUCUUGAGAAUGACAUCAAUCCUGUAUUAUUUAACUAGAUACACAUUUGUCCGAAUGGAAAAUGUAAAGGAACAUAGAAAGAUUCUGUGGCCUGGUUGCAGAAAUCUGCACAUUUUAAACUAAAUAUUAUUGAACCACCAUGGGAUUUAAGUUUAUUCUUAAAGUCUACAAUCAGUUUCAACAAAUCUGAUUAACCAUGAAAACAAAAAAGUAUUACAUUGAAUCUGAAAUAGUAUUUCUGGAGGGAGCUAAAUAUCUUAAUCUUUAGGAUCUUUGCUUCAGAUCCUGGAGAUCUUUAAUAAGAUCAGAUACAAGAGGAAACAUGCAGAAAGAUCUGACAACUGUAAUGCCAUCAAAAUUUUUCCAUAGAUUUUUGAGUAAUAAGUAAAUAAUUCUGACAUUUUGAUUUUUUGUUUCUAUUUACCUGAAGAAAGUUAUGGCACACAAUAUUCGCUAUAUUGAAAAUACAUCUUGAUUCUACAUGGUAAAAACAAAACAAAACACCAUAUAGAGAGAAAAUACAGCUACACAAAAAACCCUGAUAUCCAAACUGGUUAGCAAAGACAUAGACUUGCCCACCAAGACAAGACGUUGGUGGGCAUGUCCACCAACAUCUUAGGUUAGAAAUUAUACACCGUGUUUACAGCAUAUAAAAAAAUUACAUAAAAUGCACAAGACAUAAAACGAAAAGAAGGAAAGUAGUGCAUUCUUCUUAGAAGAAGUCAUUUUUUAGGAAAAUUGAAGACGUCCACUGAGGCUUAGGCUUGGUGUGAAAGUUAAAAAUGAGAAGCCAUCUUUCCUAAGAACAUCCAGCGACCAAACAGAAAAAUCCAUUAAAAACUAUGUCCUGUAUCCAUUUUACUUUUUAGUUCUGUGUAAGGAGAUGUUUGCAAUUAAUUAUAUUCAGUUUUUUAUUAUUUUAUUUUUAAUCUGGCAAGAACAUAUAAUUGAUUACAGAAAUAACAGCUAACCCUAACAACAACAACAGUAAUAAUAAUACAGCUGAAAGAUUAUGAAAACUCAAGAGACCAAGACAAUAUAACUUAAAUAUGUGGAUAACAUACAUUCAAGCAUGCACAUGAGUAUAUGUACACAAACUGAAUUAGAACAUGGAUAUUUAAAACUACAGAAGUAAACAAUCACUGUCAGUGGUUAGAAUUAGAAGGAACUACUGAAGCUACCAGGCUAACAGCAGAGUUUCUAUGUGGUUUUCAAGUUUGAGGGAGGGCAUCUAGUCUCUCAAAAUAAGAUAGUAGAGGGGCCCAAGUUUUAUGAAAGUUUUUCAUCAAUCCUCUAACACAAGAGUACCCAAAGUCAGUCCUCGAGGGCCAGCAUCCUGCAUGUUUUAGUUAUCUCCCUGCUGGUAAUAGCAACUUUUUCAGCAUGUCAUUGUUCUUCUUAGACCUUCUAAUGAGCCAUCAUUUGAUCCAGAUGCGUUAAACCAGGGAGAAAACUAAAACAUGCAGGAUGCUGGACCUCGAGGACCGACUUUGGGCACCACUGCUCUAACACAACAUUUGAUCUUCUCUAACUUAAAGAACAGAGCCAGGUCUUUCAACCAAAGAGAAGCUUUGGGUGGAUGCUCUGAUUUCCAUGUUUAUGAGAUUCUUCUUCGGGCGAUUACAGUUGAAAAAGCCAGUAUAUUUUUAAAAUCACAUGUUAUUGUUAUACUCUCCCCUGGUUCUCCAAAUAUUGCCAAUUCAGCACUGGGUUGAUUGUCUAUUCCAAAACUUAAGAUAGUGUCUGAAAUAUCAUAGAGGUCCUGCACAGUUUGUUACAGGACCAGAACAUGAGUUAAAUUUGCCUUAAAGUUCACUGACUACAGAAUAUAUCCUUGAGAAUCUGGCUCUGCUAUAAUGAAUUCUAUGAAGAACAUUGGACUGAAUUAGUCCAGGUCGAGCACAUGAAGUUGACCUGUUUACUCUAUGCAAUGCAUGAUACCAAGUCUCAUCAGAGAAGUUUAUUUGAAGUUCUUCUGACCGUUCUGCUCUGAUCUCAUUGAGCAUUACUGUAUUGAGUGAUACAGUAUUGCUCAAUGUAACAUAUGUAACAACAUAUAGAUCUCAAAAUCUAUAUGCUGUUGUAGAUUUUUGAGAUGAGACCUCUACCUUGUGUGGGAGUUUACAAAAUUAUGUCUACUCCACCCUUUGGAGGUAAAUUGGGAAAGCAAGGACUGGUGUUAGGGACAAAAUCUCAAAUCUGGAGAUAGCGGAAUGGGGUGGAACGCUAAUUAUAUUAAUUUCUUAGCUCUAUAAUACAUAAGUGAAACAGCCACAGUACAGUUGUAAAGUUUGCUGCCUAACAUGUCUCUGUACCGUAAAGACAUGUUUAUAUGGAAAUUAUCAGAGUAUUAUCGACAUUAGAGUCUUCAUUGACGGAAAUGUUUCAUGUUUGUGGAGGAGGAAAGGUUCAGGUGAAGGCAAGUGUCUGUUAUCUGUGGGACCUGAAAAGCCUCAGCUGCUGCUGGACAUCAGGAUUCUGGCUGGCAGCGAGGAGCUGCAGCAGUAUCAGUUGGUUUUUUUUAUAGGAGCAGUCAUUUAAAGACACAGAGGGCGAGAAGUCGGCUUCAUUACAUAAACACCACAUGCAACACAGCAGCAAAUAACCUUGCCUGCACUCUGGGGGAAUAUUUGGAGUUUUCCUUCUUUUUUGACAAUGAGACCCACAGAAUGGAGGGCUCAAUUAUGUUUAUAAAGUAAUGUGGUAGUCAAAUACUCUGUAUAGAGUGGAGUAAGCAAAAGGGUGCAAACUGUCAUGAUGACACUCAUAGUAUUCAUUGACUUACAUGUAAUGUUUAUAAGGGUAAGUAGAAUAUAAGGGGUGAAAAUGUCCUCUGGUGGGAAGGUGGUAUGCUGUAAAGAUUACCUUCAGAUUUCAUGUUGGGAGGGGGCUAUGAGUACACCCAAGAUUAUACAUAAUGCAGGCAGAUUUGUCUUUUCGGGUGUUUUCACAUCUUUGAUUGGGCACCAAAACUGAACAAAUAAUUCCAUUUCAAGCUGGUGCUGUUCACUUUCACUCUGCACUGUAUAAAAUGAACCAAACCCUUUAAAAACCUGUUCCUGGCAAUUUUCGGUAACCUUUGUAGCAUCGAGCUGGUGCAUUACAUACGUCAGAGACAAAUGUCAGCUAUUGGGUAACAUUUAAAACUUCAACAGAGUCCAUGCCUCCAGGAAGAAAUUGUUUCUUAAUAGCCAAGGGUCAAAAAGACCCUCUGGACGAAGCAAUGCGAAGAAGAAGGAACUGGUUUUUACCAAGCUAAGUUGAUAGGCUAAACAUAGUGACCAGUCCAUGUAAGGGCUGACAAAAAUGUACUCAUACCUCCCACCUAGGAUCACAUUAGAUUGGACAGUUAUAUUUAGAUGUCUCAGGAAUGCAAACUCCACACAUAGAAGGUUCCUGCAGGGGUUAAACCAGGUACCUGUAGGUGAAAGGCAGCAUUGUUCUCUAAACGAUGGCUUAUCACCAGCAUCAAAGAGAAGUCUUCUAACUUUACAUUUUAACAUUUUCCCUGAAAAAUAAAUGAAUCCUGGUAAAUAAAGUUUUUUUCAGCAUUUUGUAUGCAAUAGUCAAAAAUAUACUGAUAGAGAGAUAAAACAUUGACUAUUUAUGUUGGUUUUAAGUCCAGUUCUUUGAUCGAUGUGUGUGUGUGUUGUACAUCAUUAUAACGAUUGCUGUAAGUGCAACAGGCUGAGUGAAGACUAGGGUUUCAUCUGAUCUUACUGUGUUCAUAAGAACUUUCUCUCCUCUGUUUUUCUCCCCUGUAGGACUGGAGCUUUCGUGAUUAUUGGCCACCUCUCGGUUUAUCCUCUUCAUUGUUUUACACUGAGGUUGUUGUUUUACACUGAGCAAUUUAGUUGUUCAGGUAUUCUAUCUAACUGCUGCUGAACCUUUUUUGACUUUCUACAAGAUUGUAAUUCAUGCUUUUUUUACAUCACUGCUAAACCAAGAAUGAAUGCCUUUGAAGGGAUUCUUUACCCACUACUGAAACUAAAUAGAUUUUGAUUU
Messenger RNA from Poecilia latipinna (sailfin molly), 13781 nucleotides. RefSeq names its product chromosome unknown C4orf54 homolog (gene cunh4orf54). NCBI's taxonomy places the organism in Eukaryota, Metazoa, Chordata, Actinopteri, Cyprinodontiformes, Poeciliidae. The coding region runs from base 1217 to 5878 and encodes 1553 amino acids. The transcript is spliced from 2 exons. The record is from RefSeq and is a predicted model, not a curated record.